AUGACAGAUGAAGAUCCAUCAUUAGAAGCAACAAGUUCUGCUGCAAAAGCAAUGUUACAGCAACGACAGUUACUAACAGACAUGAGAGCUCAAAAUUAUGAUGUGAUACGAUUUGCUACCUACAGAACAGCUUGUAAAUUACGCUUUAUACAGAAAAAAACUAAUCUACAUUUGAUAGACAUUUGGAAUGUGAUUCAAGCUUUUCGUGAGAAUGGAUUAAAUAGCAUGGAUCCAGGAUAUGAACUUAGUGCUUCCAAAGUCGAGUCUAUAUUAGCCACAUUGUUUACUCAGUUAAAUAAACGAUUACCUGCUGCUCAUCAAAUAGAAGCUGAAGAAUCUAAAGUAUUAUUAUUAAAUUGGAUACUUACAGCUUAUGACAAAGAUAAUAGUGGUAAAACUCGUGUAUUAUCUAUUAAAGUCGUAUUAUCUACAUUAUGUUCAGGAAAAUUAGUAGAUAAACUGAGAUAUAUAUUUACCCAGUUAAGUGAUUCUACUGGUUGUAUGAUAUGGUCAAGAUUUGAAGUCUACCUCCGUGAUAUUUUAACAUUACCAACAGCUGUUUUUGAAGGUCCAUCUUUUGGUUUUAACCAGUCAGCAGCACGAAGCUGUUUUGAACCAACAUCCAAAGUGAACAUCAAUGAUUUUCUCAGUGUUAUGAUGGCUGACCCUGGACCUCAAUGUUUAAUGUGGCUUCCAAUAUUAACUAGAAUGGCUACUGUGGAAAAUACCCUUCACCCUAUACCAUGUGAGGGUUGUCACAGACAGUCGUUUACAGGGUUCCGGUAUAAAUGUGAUAGAUGUCAUAACUAUCAGCUAUGUCAGGAUUGUUUUUGGCGGGGACGUGUUUCAGGAAAUCAUAAUAUAGAUCAUCCCAUGAAAGAAUACAAAUCAUAUAAAAGUCAUGUGAAGCAAUUAGGUCAUUCCAUAAAGAAGUCUUUCCAAUGUGUUCCACAUAAAACGUCAAAUAACCACAAAUUGCCCCAUUUUCCUGAAGCACCAGAGAAAAAGAUAGAUCUGUCGUAUAUAGUUACACCACUGUAUAUAACUUUAAUGAAAUUUCCGUCAAUAACCCAGCUAUUUGAUCUCUAUCUUUCUAGCCCUCCAACUCCUUUACAAACUCGAAAUGGUUUCCCUAAUAAUUUAUUAGUACAUACGGCAGAGGUGUCUUCCAUAGAUAGUACUUGUAGUUCUGCACCUAGAAGUAUUGAAUCAUGUCGUAUAGAUGAUGAACAUAGACUAAUAGCUCGUUAUGCUUCAAGAUUAGCUGCUGAUGCCAAAAAUGCUGCCAGAAGUCCAUCAGAAGUUCAUUGUAGUGCAGAUUCUAAUAAAGCACAAAGAGAGUUGAUUGGACAAUUAGAAGCCAAAAACAGAGAGAUUAUGAGAGAAAUUCAACGCUUAAGACUGGAACAAGAAGCAUUUGCACAGGAAAACGCUGAGGCUCAAUAUAACCCUACUUUAUUAGCAGAAUUACGUAUAUUAAGACAACGGAAAGACGAAUUGGAGUCAAGAAUGCAGUCAUUACAAGAAAGCCGCAAGGAGUUAAUGGUUCAAUUAGAAACUCUAAUGAAACUUUUGAAGGUAAUUAUUGUGUAA
Lottia gigantea (owl limpet) is the source of this 1593-nucleotide messenger RNA. RefSeq lists its product as hypothetical. Gene Ontology annotation, molecular function: zinc ion binding. Lineage: Eukaryota; Metazoa; Mollusca; Gastropoda; Lottiidae. The record is from RefSeq and is a predicted model, not a curated record. Bases 1 to 1593 code for a protein of 530 amino acids. Gene Ontology annotation, biological process: synaptic signaling. The transcript is spliced from 13 exons. Gene Ontology annotation, cellular component: synapse; plasma membrane.